AGCCGGGACGUAUUAAGAGGCUGGGAGCUGGGCAGCUCCUGGCGUCGCGGGGCUCGCUUCCCUUUCCCUCCUCUCUGACCCUCCCUCCUCCCGCCCACUGCUCCCUCCUCCCUCAGCGCCCUCCAGCCUGCGCGCCCCGAGAACCCGCGGACAGUCUUCCCGGAUUAUGGAGUUUCUGAGUGAGAAGUUUGCCCUGAAAAGUCCGCCAAGUAAAAACAGUGACUUUUACAUGGGCACAGGAGGCGCGUUGGAGCACGUUAUGGAGACCCUGGACAAUGAGUCCUUUUACGGCAAAGCAACGGCAGGCAAAUGCGUGCAGGCCUUCGGGCCGCUGCCGAGAGCUGAGCAUCACGUGCGCCUGGACAGGACCUCGCCCUGUCAGGACAGCAGCGUGAACUACGGGAUCACCAAAGUAGAAGGACAGCCCCUUCACACCGAGCUGAAUCGAGCAAUGGACAGCUGCAACAGCCUCAGGAUGUCUCCGGUGAAAGAGAUGCCAGAGAAGGGCGAACUGGACGAACUUGGGGACAAAUGCGACAGCAACGUCUCCAGCAGCAAGAAGAGGAGACACAGAACUACCUUCACCAGCUUGCAGCUGGAGGAACUCGAAAAGGUCUUCCAAAAAACCCAUUACCCGGAUGUAUAUGUCAGAGAACAGCUCGCACUGAGAACAGAGCUCACUGAGGCCAGGGUCCAGGUUUGGUUUCAAAAUCGAAGGGCCAAGUGGAGAAAAAGAGAACGUUACGGUCAAAUCCAGCAAGCUAAAAGCCAUUUUGCGGCUACCUACGACAUAUCAGUUUUACCGAGAACGGACAGCUACCCGCAGAUUCAGAACAAUUUGUGGGCAGGAAAUGCAAGCGGUGGUUCUGUGGUUACGUCAUGCAUGUUACCACGUGACGCGUCCUCGUGCAUGACUCCUUAUUCGCACUCGCCUCGGACAGAUUCCAGUUACACGGGGUUUUCAAACCACCAGAACCAGUUCGGUCACAUGCCCCUCAACAAUUUUUUCACUGACUCUCUUCUCACUGGGGCUACCAACGGACAUGCAUUUGAAACCAAGCCAGAGUUUGAAAGGAGGUCUUCCAGUAUCGCCGUUCUGAGAAUGAAGGCGAAGGAGCACACCGCCAAUAUUUCAUGGGCCAUGUAACAUACAGUACUCUUUUAUUUUUCUUCUAAUAGCAGAGUAAAACAUUCUUAUUUCUCAUAUUUAAAGGAUACCACAAUAAGCUGCUGUGUGUGGAUGGGCUAAAGGGCAAGAUAUACAGUGAGACCAGCUCACAUGAAUAGUUGUGAUUAUUUAACAAGAAAAUCUAGGAGUGGACCCCUGAAAAGACUAAAUAGGUUUACCAUGCACUAGCCUCCACAAACUCUGUUUUAGUAGUAAGAUUUUUUUCCCUAUUGUACAAGUCAAUGAAAUAUGGUCAUGCAACUUCUUAAAGGAAUAAAUGUAUUAAACAAAUCCUUCUGUGAUAGAUUGAUUUAUGCUAGUUGUGGAUAACAAGAAAUUCCUUGUAAAAUGAUUCCUGAUAAACGAGGAAAAACCCUGGGGGAAAAGGCAAUAUUGAACCAGGGGACUUCGAGAGCUAACGCCAUUUCCCCUUCCAUGGCUCCAAGACACAAUGCUCGUAUACUCUGUUGCUCAGAAUUUAUCUUCAAGACUCAAGAUUUUUUUUUCAACCUUUCAAUGUUUUAGUGAAUUUCUACUCAGCAGGGUGGGGGGAAAUCUUUCUGAAUGAACUGGUAUUUGCAUGAAAUAGUUGAGCACAGUUUCUUGCAAGCAUAUGGCUAAAGGUGACAACUGAAAUAUUCUGGUGGGAUUUAAAGUCGAGCCAACUGGACAGGUUUUAUAAAUGCAACGUUUAGGUGAAGAGGCAAGCAUGAAGAUGGUGACUUAGUGAUUAAAAUCAAGAAAUGAUUGCAAAUGUGAUGUUGCUUUCGUGCUAAAAUCAGGUUGAUUGAAUCACAUACACAGAUGUCUAGCAAAUUCUUGGUAAUUUUUCAAUCAAAGGAACAUCAGCUGGGAACUAAAGUUUGCUUUGUGGGUAUGUGCAUGCUCAAAUGCAUGCUUGUCUGGUUCUUGAUGCUCUGUGGGUUAAGCACUUCUGCUACUGUGUUUUGCAGAGAAAAUUAAGAUGUCAGGAGGCUCUCCAACAUUUCUAGGUUUUUUUUUUUAAAAGAGAAGGAAGAAGAAAAAUA
Molecule: messenger RNA, 2196 nt
Organism: Myodes glareolus (Bank vole)
Lineage: Eukaryota; Metazoa; Chordata; Mammalia; Rodentia; Cricetidae
Gene: Alx1
Product: ALX homeobox 1
Biological process (GO): negative regulation of DNA-templated transcription; embryonic skeletal system morphogenesis; positive regulation of transcription by RNA polymerase II
Molecular function (GO): DNA-binding transcription activator activity, RNA polymerase II-specific; RNA polymerase II transcription regulatory region sequence-specific DNA binding
Source: RefSeq, a predicted model, not a curated record